CAACGACGAGGCGUGUAUUGUUCCGGGGCGCGGUGCGCGAUUAUCGCGAAUCAGCAGCGGGCUCGCCCGAGGAUCGCAGGCGCUUAAUUAUGCCCGCGGGAUCGGCCGCCAGGAAAAAGAACUGCUACUUCUCCUCCGCCUCCGCUUGAAGAGAGUGCACACGGAGCCUGCGAGGCGCAUGCUUCCCCGCCCGCUCCCUCGCCAUUUUGGAGAUAGAAUGUUAAAUUUGGGAAUGGACUGACAGAGGAUUCAAUAAAAACAGACGGUUGGGGCAAGGAAUCUAAAGAUAACAGGGCAAGGUGUCUGGACUAGGCCUCGGGCAUCUAAUUAUCAACAACUCGACUAUGCCAGCUGUUGCAAGGCCUGGUAGUUUAAAGGACCCAGAGAUUGCUGAGUUAUUUGAGAAAAAUGAUCCGGAGAAAAUAUUUGAGGAUCUGCGUGAGAUCGGGCAUGGUAGUUUCGGGGCUGUUUACUAUGCACGAUGCCUGGUUACCAAAGAAAUUGUUGCCAUCAAGAAAAUGUCUUACCUGGGGAAGCAAACGGUGGAAAAAUGGCAGGAUAUAUUAAAGGAAAUUCGAUUUCUUAGGCAACUUAAUCAUCCUAAUACUAUAGAGUAUAAGGGUUGCUAUCUCAGGGACCACACUGCCUGGCUGGUGAUGGAAUAUUGUCUUGGCUCUGCAUCAGACAUUAUUGAGGUACACAAGAGACCAUUGAAAGAAGAAGAAAUAGCUGCAAUAUGCGAAGGCGUAUUGCGCGGCUUGCAUUACCUUCAUUCCCUCGGGAGAAUUCAUCGUGAUGUAAAAGCUGGAAAUAUUCUACUUACUGAAAAUGGCACAGUGAAAUUAGCUGAUUUUGGGUCCGCGAGUAUAAAAUGUCCAGCUAAUAGUUUUGUAGGAACUCCGUAUUGGAUGGCGCCAGAAGUUAUAUUGGCUAUGGACGAAGGGCAAUACGAUGGCAAGGUUGACGUAUGGUCGUUAGGAAUAACUUGCAUCGAAUUAGCGGAAAGAAAGCCACCUUAUUUUAAUAUGAAUGCAAUGAGCGCCUUGUAUCACAUUGCACAGAACGACACUCCAACGUUAAAUUCGCCAGAUUGGACUGAUGUUUUUCGGCAUUUUGUUGAGGUGUGUCUCACAAAGAGUCCAAUUGAAAGACCAACAUCCGGGAAACUGUUAUCACAUCAACUUGUCACCAGACUACGUUCUCCUCAAGUUUUAAUAGAUUUAAUACAGAGAACGAAAGCUGCGGUUCGGGAGCUAGAUAAUUUGAAUUAUCGUAAAAUGAAGAAAAUCUUGAUGAUCGAUUCAUGCGAAACAGAGAGCACAGUUGGUGACGCUGAUGAUACUCCUGAUGAACAAACAGGUGGUGAUAGUAGUAAAAGCAAUUCAAUUACCUCAGAACACUCAAUUCACUCGAUGGGCGUCUCAGCAAGCUCUCAAAGUUCCUCCACCAAUAGCCUGCCGCUGCCGAAUGCUGAUGGUAAUGACUUUUCUUCAGGAUCCGUUAGAAAUCGGCAUAAGGUCUCAGCAGGUGGUGUCACUGCCAAUCUUCUUGAACACGGUGCCAAUAAUUUUGCAACAAUUAGGACAACUUCAAUUGUUACGAAACAACAGAAAGAACAUAUGCAAGAAGAGAUGCAUGAACAAAUGAGUGGAUAUAAACGAAUGAGGAGAGAACACCAAGGUGCUUUGGUGAAAUUAGAGGAACGCUGCAAAAUGGAAAUGGAAUCACAUAAACAACUGUUGGAUAAAGAGUAUGAAACUCUGUUGCAACAGUUUAGUAAGGAUCUCGAAAAAUUGCAGCUUAGACAUCUACAAGAGCUGGAACGAAAAUUAAAACAAAAUCAAAAUGCCGAAAAGAAACUUAAUAAAGAGAUAACAAGUAGACAGGAAGCUGACCGUAAAGCUCUGGAAGCUCAGCAGAAAAGAGAGUACAAAGCCUAUAAAGAAAGAUGGAAAAAAGAACUCUCUCAGGAUGAGGUAACUCCAAAGAGGCAACGAGAUGCUACACUUCAAAGUCAAAAAGACAAUUUGAGACAGAUGGAAGCGCAAGAGGAACAACGGCUUGCGAGGGGGCAACGAGAAUACUUGGAUCUUGAAAUUCGAAAAUUCCGUAGAAAAAAGUUACUCAUCUUCCAUAGUUUGGAGCAGGAACUUCUUCGUGAAGAAUUGAAUAAACGGCAACAGCAACUGGAGCAAGCACAUGCUAUGCUUCUACGACAUCAUGAAAAAACCCAGGAGUUAGAAUAUAGACAACAAAGAGCAGUACACGCGCUUCGUGAGGAUCAAGUACAUCGACAACAUUCAACAGAACUUUGUAAUCAGCAGGAUUAUAUGCAAAGGGCUGAACGUGAUUUGCGUAAAAAGCAUGCAUUGGAACUUAAGCAACAACCGAAGAGUCUUAAGCAAAAGGAAAUGCAAAUUCGUAAACAGUUUAGAGAAACUUGUAAAAUACAAACACGACAAUAUAAAGCAUUAAAAGCUCAAAUCCUGCAAACGACUGCUAAAGACGAACAAAAAGCAGUUAUUAAGAAAUUAAAGGAAGAACAAAGACGCAAAUUGGCACUUUUAGGUGAUCAAUAUGAACAGAGUAUUGCUGAAAUGCUCCAGAAACAGAGUAUACGGCUAGACGAGUCACAAGAAGUAGAAUGCCAUAAUCUUAAGGAAAGAUUAAAUUAUGAAUUAGAGAUUUUAAUGGCAUACCAAUCAAAAAAUAAGAUGCAAGCCGAAGCGCAAAGGAAUAGAGAACGUCGUGAGUUGGAAGAUCGUGUAUCUGUUAGGCGAGCUUUGCUUGAACAAAAAAUGGAAUUAGAAACUCAGGAAUUCCUUCGUGAACGUAGUGAACGUAUACGCCUUCUACAUGAGAGGCAAGAACGGGAACUGCAGCAAUUUGAUGAGGAAAGUGCAAGAAUAGGAUUCAGUGCUCUGGCCAUAGCUGAGGCAUCGAAAGAAUCUUAUCCGGACGAUGAAAGCCUUAGUGGCUCCAUGUUAAGUCUGGCUCAUAGUAAUAGCUCUACAUCCUUCCCCCCUAAUAGUCUUUAAUUUUAAUCAUAUUAAUAUACAUAUACAUAUAUAUGUAUGUAUCUAUAUAUGUAUAUGUAUGUAUGUAUGUAUGUAUGUCUGCCUGCCUGUAGUAAGUACAUGACGAGUCUGCCGACGUAUAAUUCAAUGACUUACAAAUAUAACAAGGAUUGGCUCGUUGCGUGUAUGACCGAACCUGAAAGAUUUAUUGAGGUUGGGAAUGUGUAUUGGACUGAAAUUGUCAUAGGCGCGUGUAUUUUUUAAUCGUCCAGAUAUAUCGACAAUUUAGAAAAGAAAGAGAAAAAGCUUCAUAUUGAAGAAAAAUUUAGAUGCUUUUGCAACAUUGUAAUAUUUAUUAAUCGUAACCAAAUAUUCCGAGAUGCAUAUAGAGAUAAAGAAAAAUCUUACACAAAUUAAUCUCAUUUUUAAUACUUAUUAGAAAAUCUUAAAAUUUAUAGGCCAGACGAUGUCAGCGUAGAGAAUAAAGAAUUUUAUACACCUAUACCACAGAAAAGAAAUUUAGAGACAUUUAUUUAUUAAUGCUAAAUACAAUAAAAAUAACAGUACAAUAACUAUAAUGCUCGAAUUAAUAUAUAUUUUAUUCUUUUUCCCCUAAGACUUUAGGUAAAUCUGAGAUAUCUCUCAGUGUGGUGUUCUAAUUUUUGUUGCUUUUAUUAAUAAAAACUUAAAAAUUCUUCGUGAUAAUCGAGCAUCGCGCCCGUUAGAAUAUUUUUUUAGACAUUUCAAGAUUUUACAUAUAUCAUUUAAAGUAAUAAAAAGUUAUAGAGAGUGGAGAAUUUGUAAAGUAAUAUUCUAACAAAUUUAGCAGAACUAUAUAUAUUUUUUUUUUUUUUUGUAAAUGUAAAUAUAUCGGUAAUCAAACGUGCAUUUCUCAAAAAGAGGUUUCAAUUCAGGAUACAACAGGAGUUAUCUUUCUAUUGCCUUAUACUUUUCAUCUUAUAUCAAUAUAACAAAUUUAAUUUAGUAAUAAAAUUAUUGAGAAUUUAAUUGGUAAUAAAAUGUUGAGAAUUAGAAACAAUUGAUAUUCACUUUUUAAUUCCUUUCAAGCUUCCUGCUAUAAAACUUUUUAACGUUGUAUCUUGAAUAUCUCCUAUCUAUGUAGUUUAUAUAAAAUUAAUAUGUAAAAAUAUUAUUUAUGUGAUAUAUUAAUUUAUCUAUUAUGCAUUGUCUAAACAAGAAUUUAAGUAUUUAUUUCAUAAUAAGAAAUUCUUAACUAUAAAAGGGUAUUUUUUUAAUAAUCUAAAUAUUUUCUAUGUCAUUAUUAAAUGAAUUUAUUUUCUGUUAUAAAACUAGUUAUUUAAUAUUUCACAUAAUUUUCUUUUUAUUUCCGUGUCUUUAUUCAGUAGUAUUAAACUAGUGUGGAGUCAAAAGUGUUUAUAUAAUAUUUAAUGAAGAGGAAUAAUCGCGCAAACGUUAAUCACGAUACACAUCUUAAAUAUAAGAUAAAUUGAUAUUAAUGAUGCAUUAAAUGCUCUAUACUUUUAUAUUGGUAAUUAUAUUUUAUUCUUAAUUUGGUAUGCAAAUUUCCAGAAAAUAUUCACUUUUUGUUUCAAUUAUAUCGAUUAUUUGCAUUUUACGGGAACUUUGAAUGAAUGUUCAACGAACGUUAUGUUCUUCCACAUCUGCUUAUAAAAGUUUAGAAUAUACUUUUCGAUCCACAUUCGCCCGAUUAUAUUUAUAUUGUCAUACUCUAUAACUACAUUCAAAAUUUCAUCCAGUACACAUCCCAAUGUUGUACUUUUACACGAAAAUAUACACAUUUUGUUUUUUCCCAUUUAUUACUUUUUUCAUAUAUUUUUAUUUUAUAUGUCACGCCAAACCAUUACACAUAGAAAAUCUAUAUCCAAAUGAUUGUGACUGUUGUUCCUCCUAAUAAUGUUCCGUUAUAUAAUAACUUAACACUUUCCUGCAAAAUCAACGAAAAACAAAUAUCUCGUUUCGUAUUAAAUUCAAGAACUGUGUAUAUUGAGAAAGUGUAUUUCCAUUAAUGAUAACAUUCUUGAGCAGGUGCUACUAUAUUAUGUAAUUAAUUAGCAAUGCAUAUAGUCCACUUACUUUUGAAUUAUGAAAUGUCAAUAAGUUAUUGUAUAAAGCAUUUCAUUUUUAUCAUAAAAUAAUUGUAAAAUUUUACAGUUCACUGAUAUCUAAUUUCUUUCUAAUAUAUAUGGAGAGCAGUAAAACAUGUCACCAUGAGAUACUUGUAAGCAAUGUGUAGUUGAGAAAACAAAUCAAACACGUGUAUUAUAUUAAUUAAUGCGUAUAUUAUAUAAAAGAAAGAACUAACGUUCUAUAAUUUUAUUUUACGCUUAUAGCAUGAGAUUCUUCACAUAAAUUAAAACAAAAAUGUUUUAUUUAGCUUUAGAAGAGAGAUAAAAGUAAUUAAUUAUAAAACAGAUUGAAGAGCAUGACCAAAAAUAUUGCAUUUUACUUUGUAAGUCAUAGAUCUUUUUUUCCUCAUAAUUUAUAUAUUUAAACAAAAGUAAAAAGCUUUAAACAUUCAUGUAAACAUUUUUUUCAUUUAUAUUGUCAUUUGUACAUUAAUGGCAAUAUAGCAUACACAUUCCAAUUUUCGUUAUAUAUAUAUAUAUAUGUGUGUGUACUUUUUUUAAUUUUUCAUGAAGAUAAAAUUUGACACUAAAAUUAUAUAAGCGACUAGCAUGCGUCGAAUGAAUAUCUAAAAGUGUGUUCAAUUAUACUGAUAUGAGUGAUCGUAGUGAAACAUGAACAAUACAAUUGUUAUCAUGGUUAUAUGUUCCAAGCUGUACAAUAUGGAAAACUGUCACAAUCAACCGAAUUGUUUCCCAUUUAUGUAAAUACGGACACUUAUACAUAAUAAUUGAAAUGUAACAACUCAUUAUGGAAAAGACAGUAUAAUGACACAUCCAUGUGUGUAUUAAUAUAUUUCAAUUCUUCCUUAGGUUCUUAGAGAGAGAAAUAUCCGAAAUCAAUUACUCUAAUCAAUUUGAAGCAUAACAGAUUAACAGAGAUUAUUCGUGCUUACAAACCGGACUCUAAAUUAAGAUGUGUGGUUUAAGAAAACUAUUUAGACUAAUUUAAUGUUAUGUAAUAUGUCUUUCUGUUAUUAUAAGUAACUAUAAUUAAAUAAUUGCGAUUAUUAAAGUUUUAGAUAUAUCAAACGUACCUUCGUCAGGAAGGUUCUAUAUAAAAAAAAAAAAUUGUUAAGUUUUAUAUGCACUUUUAAUUAUAGCACGAGUUGUGUCUCUGAGUUAAGUUGUAUGUAUGUAACAAAAGGAUUAUUCUCGACCAUAGUCUGUGUAAUCACUAUAACUUGCUGAAUACCCAAUUUAGGAAAUUAAUUGUCGAUGUUGCUAGAAUUUUGUAAAUAUUUAUUCGCUUAUAGAAUUGUGCGAUAUGGAAUUUUGAUUAUGAUAUCUAGUAUUUAGUGAGUGAGAAAGAGAGAGAGAGAGAGGGUGAGAGCGAUUUAUAAAAAUUUUCCAAAAAAACGCGUGCGUGACUAACUUUAUCAGUUGGAAUGUGAUAACUGGUAAGCUAGACAAUUAAUCAUAGGCAUAGCAUAUCAAAUAUCAUAUUAUCAAAUUAUGCUUGUGAUUAUUUGACGAGCUCGUUCUUCACUUACUUCCAUUUAAGGUGUGAUUUUGUAAUGCUGGUGGUUUGUAUCGCGAUACAAUUCACUAUCAUCAGAUAGAAACGCAAUAUUUUUGAGAUUGCUGUAAUAAUUACAAUUCCAGAAUUACGUCUUCUUUACACUAUCGGCCAAUUACAGGAAUAUUGUUUUUUGUACACGAUGAAAUACCGAAGUGAAUGUAACUAUAUAUACUUCAAUACAAUUUCUGGCUUUAAUUAAAGAUAAAUCGUAGCUACUUUUUUUUACUUUCAACAGCCUUGUUUUAAGGCAAAAAUGCGCAAAGUAACAAAAAUAGGCAUAGUCAUGCUUGCAGAAUAAAUACUAUUGAUAUCGUGGAAAGUAGAAAAUACUUCAGACCGAAAAAAAUAUAUAUAUAGUGAUCUUUACACGCAGAUAUAUUUUACAAAAAAAAAAA
This is a messenger RNA of Solenopsis invicta (red fire ant), 7060 nucleotides long. RefSeq names its product serine/threonine-protein kinase Tao (gene Tao). Lineage: Eukaryota; Metazoa; Arthropoda; Insecta; Hymenoptera; Formicidae. The record is from RefSeq and is a predicted model, not a curated record. Gene Ontology annotation, molecular function: protein kinase activity; ATP binding. Gene Ontology annotation, biological process: protein phosphorylation. Bases 345 to 3038 code for a protein of 897 amino acids. The transcript is spliced from 12 exons.